AUGACGGGCCCUGCAACUGCACUGAGCAAUGUGGAACCGAGGGCCUCCAAGAUGGCAGAUUUACACGCGGCAAUGCAAAACAAGCGGCAACAGCAAAAUGCUACAGUAUAUACCUGUGGACGUACAGUGGACCUCCUGGCAGCAAUCUUCGACUGCUUUUGGGCCAAGCUGAUGCUGAGCUUACAGCCAGUAGCACCUCGCCGCGAACUACCCAAGUGGGAUGAUUCCGAAGGCGAAAGGAGAGUCAAUCAUUUAAUAUCUAGAGUUUGUAAAGAUCUUAACUUGAAAGAGUCUUCUAAAGAAGAACCUUCCACCUCCAGUCGCCAUUUCUCUGACCUCAGGAGAAAAAGGACUACUUUCCCAAACAAGAAUUCUGAAACAUGGGAUUUUGCCCCCAAGGUAGAUGCAGCGGUGGCUAUACGUACCACUUUACCGGUAAAUAAUGUGGAGUCCUUUAAAGAUCAGAUGGAUAAAAAGAUGGACUUCAAUCUUUCUAAAGCAUAUGAUGCAUCAGGAACAUACUUUCAUCCAUCAGUAGCCCUUACGUCGGUGGCCAGAGCACUGAAAAUCAGUUACGGAGCGACUGACCCACUACUCAGUGAUAGAGCACUUUACCCAUUUUUCUUCCGGACUGUUCAGGAUGAUCGGACUCGUUAUGCAGUUAUUUUAAAGUUUCUGCAACAUUUUGGGUGGAACUGGGUUGGAAUAAUCACCUCAAAGGAUGAAAGUGGAGAGAGAGAGCUCCAAGAACUGAGCCAUGAGAUGACCAGCCACGGCAUCUGUAUUGAGUUUAUUGUUAAAAUGUCUUCCAUACAAAAAGAAAAUGAUAAGGAUUUGGCUGUUAUUAGAAAAUCAACCACUCAAGUUCUAAUAACCUGUGGGACAUGUUCUGCGCCUUGUUUUCUUAUUUUUCAAAAUUCUGAAUCAGUUUUACAAAAUAUAACAAUUAUCGUUAAAGCUUCAUGGACAUAUGUUUUAUAUUUCAAUAUUAAGUCGGGGAAAACCUUCAAUGGCAGUUUGAGUAUUGCACCACCUACGAACCCUAUCCCUGGUGUGAACACUUUAAUACAUAAAUUCCAUCCUUCUAAUCGCCCAAAUGAUCCGUUACUUGAAGAUAUUUGGCUAAUGAACUUAAAUUGCUUAUCACCAAACCUAGAAAAAAACAAUUUCUUUCAAUAUCUGUAUAAAUUUACUGCAAACAACUGCACUGGGAAGGAACGUAUUCAAGAUAAAAUAUCUGUCCCGCAAAAUCCUGUGUACAAUGCAGUCUAUAUCCUGGCACACACUUUGCACAAUAUGCAUUCAUCCUUAGCUUCUCUUUAUCCUGAAAUAGACCUAUUAUCAUAUAAAUACUUAAACCUGCUCCAUCACUAUGUAAGAAGAGUGCAUUACACAGAUUUGUCAGGACAGAAAAUCUUCUUUAAUGAAAGAGGAGAAGUUCCGAGUAAAUAUUUUCUACUUAAUAUCAAGGUCAUAGACAAUAAGAAGAGUUUUAAAAUAAUACAGUAUGAUGUCGGUGUCUUAGACAUGUCACUUGCUAACGAUCAGCCACUUCAUAUUAAACAAGACAAAAUUCUUUGGAAAAAUGGCAAAAUUCCCAGAGCACGAUGUAAUGACUUUUGCCCCGCUGGAACCAGGAAAGCCCCCAAUGGGGGCUAUCACUCCUGCUGCUAUGCCUGUGUCUCAUGUUCAGAGGGGGAAAUAUCUAAAAAAACAGAUAGUAAUUGCCAGAAGUGUCCUGAUAAUGAAUGGCCAGAUGAGAGAAAAGCGAAGUGUAUUUCCAAAACAAAUGAAUUUUUAUCAUAUGAAAAGGAAAUCAUGGGACCACUUUUUAGUUCCAUAUCUAUAUUAUGUUCAGUCAUAACAAUCCAGAUAUUAGGAAUCUUCAUAUGUUUUCGGGACACUCCCAUUGUCAGGGCUAAUAACUGUAUCCUCAGUUUUCUCCUCCUGGUUGCCAUUAUGCUGAGCUUCCUCUGUGUGUUUCUGUUCCUUGGUCGUCCUGUGGAUAUUACCUGCAUAUUGCGCCAGGUCUCCUUUGGAAUAAUCUUCUCAGUCGCCGUAUCUUCUAUUCUGGCCAAGACUGUCAUGGUUUGUAUUGCCUUCAAAGCCACCAAACCAGGCAGCUUCUGGAGAAAGUGUGCAGGAAUGGGUGUGUCUAAUUGUAUAGUCUUGAUAUGCUCCUCCAUCCAAGUUCUGAUUAAUGUCAUCUGGCUGUCUAUUUCUCCCCCUUUCCUGGAGUUUGACAUGAUCUCUUACCCUGGGAAGAUCAUUAUCCAGUGUAAUGAAGGUUCAGUUAUUGCUUUCUAUUUGGUAUUAGGAUACUUGGGGAUCCUGGCAGCUGUUAGUUUUGUUCUAGCUUUCAUGGUGAGGACAUUGCCGGACAGUUUUAAUGAAGCCAAAUACAUCACCUUCAGCAUGCUGGUAUUCUGCAGUGUUUGGAUUGCAAUGAUCCCGGCCUAUUUGAGCACCAGAGGGAAAUACAUGGUGGCUGUAGAGAUAUUUGCCAUAUUGGCUUCCAGCGCUGGGAUACUGGGAUGUAUAUUUUUCCCCAAAUGUUACAUUUUGGUGAUAAGACCAGAAACAAAUACCAGGAAACAUAUAUUUGGGAAAAAAUAA
This is a messenger RNA of Pelobates fuscus (common spadefoot toad), 2616 nucleotides long. Its product is annotated as vomeronasal type-2 receptor 26-like. Gene Ontology annotation, cellular component: plasma membrane. The record is from RefSeq and is a predicted model, not a curated record. Lineage: Eukaryota; Metazoa; Chordata; Amphibia; Anura; Pelobatidae. The transcript is spliced from 7 exons. Gene Ontology annotation, molecular function: G protein-coupled receptor activity. The coding region runs from base 1 to 2616 and encodes 871 amino acids. Gene Ontology annotation, biological process: G protein-coupled receptor signaling pathway.